AUGUCUGAUCUCGCGUUUUCAGCGUCAAACGACAUGCCAGAGGCCGGAUCCUCCAAGCCGCGAUACACGCCGCCACCACCUCCUCCGCCUCGAUCAGAGAUCUCAGAAAUCAUCAUGACGGACGUGUCUGUGAACAAAGGAGAAGGUGGUGGAAGACCGGAUGAAGCGGCAGAGCUGCUUCUGAGCAUUUCCUCAGUGGCGGAUGAAAGAUCUCCAGCUGUACCUCUGAAAGAAUUGGAGAUCAAGGAGGAUGUCACUUCUGGCCCGGAACCCAUCUAUCCUUAUACACCUCCUGAUGAUCCACAGCCGCAGUACUCCACAUCACCUCGAGUGCAACCCAUCCCGAAUUCUAUACUCCCUCCUGAUUCCGAACUCAACCCAACUUCCACGCCUUUAUCCUCCGAUCCGACUCCUAAAUCCGCCAAAUCCAAACGGAAACGUAGUGCUCCUGUCAACAGAAACUCGUCUGAGCGUCGCUCUACCGAUCCACCGCGGCCAGCGCAUUGGAUGGGAGAGGAUAAUACCCAGAUCCGAUGCAUUUGUGGCUUUGACGAGGACGAUGGAUUCACCAUACAGUGUGAAGGCUGUGGUGCGUGGGAACAUGGAUCAUGUUUUGGAUACCUGGACGAAGCCACCGCUCCGGAGACAUACUUCUGCGAACUGUGCGUCCCCCGCCCAUUCGACGCAGCGGCUGCAAGGCAGCGGCAACUACUGGCGAGAGCAGAACCAGACCGAGGUCUCUCGAUGCAAGUGGAGAUAGCUGUCUCUGAAACGAUACUCCAACAACAGAAAGAUAGGCCCAAACCUCGCAACAAGCCUAAACGUCCACGACAGAGUACUGUGGAUGCUGAAAUUCAGGAUGCCAAAGCUGCUAGCCCGGGCGUGAUGGGUCCGCCAAGUACGAAGCCGAAACGCAAACCCUCUGCCAAUAAACCUCGAUCAAAGUCAAAUGCGAAUGCCAAUGAAUCAUCCGGCCCUGGAGUAUCUUCUUUCCCCUUCAAAGACAUUGCCACGGUCGAGGUGGAACACGAGUACUUUCGCGAUCCUUGGAAGAUGGAGUACACUCCGAUAUCCAACAACAUCGCCUUCACCAAACGAGCCAGAAUGAUCAUGGCAGAGUUCUUUGAGGAAUGGCGCGACGCGGAUCUGGAGGAAGCUCCGGUUUCCAAGCGGACUAUUGUCGACUCGUCUGGAUUACCAUCACCUACAAAUACCGGCGCAAGUCGACUUUCUCCAGAACAUGGUUUCCUCACACCCGAUUUCGAUAUCCUCGCGCCUCCUGUCCCUCCCGUCUUCUUGUCACGUACCGAUCUUGACUCUCUUGCGCCGUCGGUCAGCGUCAAAUCCAUCAAGGAUCAUCACUCGUUUCUCCCUCUCAAUUACGCCGAAGAGGAUGUCGGUGGCGGAGUCUAUACCCGGCCCGCGGUUUAUGGUGUCUUUGUCAAUGAACGUAUAGCAUCUGGCGCCUUUGCAGGCGAGUUCAGAGGCUCGAUCGUGGACUGCGAGACGUAUCGCAAGGAUCCAAUCAACCAAUACGCUGGUCUGGGAAUACCCAAGCCGUUUGUCCGAUCGGUUGGACCACCUUUGAAUCUCAUCAUUGAUGCGCGGGGAUACGGCAACGAGCUACGUUUCACUCGAAGCGGAUGUCAUCCGAACGUUGUGCUCCGGCCGCUCAUGUGGAGAAAGGAGACGGGUGAACCUAGACUGAAGUUUGGCCUGUUUGCCAGUCGUGCGAUUGACAAGAAUGAAGAGUUGAUCCUCGGAUGGGAAUGGGACGAUGCGCAUGUGGUGCACUCCAUACAACACGUCGUCAUGUCCCUCCUCUCCCUCUACGGCGACCACACGCUAUCCGAUGCGACCCUCCAGCACUUGGUCAAUAAGUACGAUUCCGUCCUCAGUCACAUGUUUGGCACAUUCACUGCCUGUGCUUGCCGAAAGGUGACGCACUGUGCCGUUCACCAGAUGCGUUUGGUCGCAUCGUACCAGUCACCCAAGGUCGAGAUCGUUCGUGGAAAGGCCAAGCUGGACUUUGGAGAACUCAUUGGAGCCGUUCGAGGCUGGAGGAGAAAUGAGAUAGACAUGGAGAACAGCAAGCGAUGGCACACGAUCCGCGGGGAAGAGAUCAACGUGCGAGAGAGAUCUAGAUCGAGAUCUGUCUUGCCCUCUGAUGCGGACACAAGGACAGGCGAUGAAAGCGCGAGCAUGGAGAUGGAGAUGGAUGCACAAUCCUCAGAGAAGGAGGAAACUGAAGAGGUUGAGCCAGUCGAGGAGGAGGAGGAAGAACCGGAGGAGAUGGCAGUGGACAUGACGGUCGAAAAAGACGGUGUCGACCCUGUGCCAUUCUCGUCCUCACUGUCCUCUGUCCCGGGCACGGAGAUAGCUGUCGCUUCCUCUCGUCCUUCUGAUCUCCUGGAGCCGAUUGACGAAAUGGGGGGGAACGAGGCAGACGAUGGAGACGUCUCGGACGCUACGACCGCCACAGAACCUAGAAGUCAUUUCUCGGAUGAUGAGUUGGACAUUCCUCGGUCUCGACGUCAAAAGGACGAGGCUCCGACAGCCCGAUCCCCCUUGAAGAAGACGGUCAAAUCACAGACGCCUGUCAGCGGCCGAAAAGCAGCGAAAAAGGGCGCCAAGGUGGAUGAAGCGAAGCCCACCAGAGGCGAGGGUACUGGCCAAAAUCGCAUAACUCCAGCUCCAGCUCGCCGUGGACGGAAGGUCAAUCGCGUCGCUUCCUCUGGAUCAGAAGACGAAGUACCUUUGCGGAAGAAGCCAUCUCGCAAGUCUUUAUCCCAGAUCAAACCCGACGCUCUUGCCUCCUCAUUAUUCAGUGAUGAGGCUGACAAACUUGCCCGAGUGCCUGAACAGACGAUCGCGCCGAUGGCUGAAGCACUGGAAAUCACUGAUGCUCCUGCCGAUGUGGCAACCGAGGAGUUCGUUCCGACCGAAGAGGCACGAAUGGAGAAGGACGCCGUUGCACCGAAGGAACCGACUCCUCCGCCCGCCCGUGAACCGACACCGCCACCUCGUGAACCUACCCCUGAGCCUCCAAAAAAGGUUUCCUUAUCUGAUUAUCUCAAAAGUCACAAGAUCCGUAAAGAGAGUCAAAUAUCGGUCCCGCCUACGCCAACUGAAGAGAUCAAGGAGUUGCCGGUCCUGGAGACUGCGGAGCGCAAGAAUGACACGGAGACUGUAUCGACCGUGGAGGAUGUCAAGGCGGAGCCGGGAGCUGUGGCUCCAGCUCCUUUUAAUUUCUCAGACUUCCUUCCCGCUGCCAAGCCGACUGUUCUCACUAACGGGUACGAUCAUCUCAAUGUCUCUACUCCGGUCGAUUCGCCAAAGUCUGUCACGGGCUACACACCAGGUGUCACCCCGACAGCCCGGUCUGAUUACUUCCCGGCUCAGUCCACGCCUAGUACUUUUGUUCCUCGUCAGAACUCGGCGUACACUCCGCGACAGAACAUGACAGUUUCGACAGAAGAGUCUCAUCCAGCAGCGGCGCCGAACUCGACCUAUGUACCACGUCAACCUUCCGUCUCUUCAUCUGAUCAGCGGGUUGUCUCGGCCGAAGACACGCCUUCUCGACCCCCAGUCUCGACGACAUAUGUUCCGCGUCAACAGACCCAAGACGAGUCUGCGCGAUACGGCAUGACUCCUCCCAAACCCACUAUCCCACUGGCUGCUGAGUUGACUGGCCUCGCCGAUCGUCAACAAUUAAACACACCUCCCGCUGGACCCCGAAUGCCACCCACUGGACCUAAGGCGCAUAAUCAAGCUCCACCCACAGGUCCAAGGAGCACUUGGAAGUCUCCUGGCGCUGCUACUAUAAGCAAUCGAGGACCAGAGGAAAACCGAAUGUGGGGUAGAGGACGCGGAGGCUAUCCUGGAAGAGGGAGAGGCAGGGGCGGUGGGUUUGGUGCGGGCAGCAUGCCACUUGGGCCUGGGCCUGAAGAUUCAGAUUGGGAUAACCGUCUUGGUCGUGAUCGUGAUCGAGACGAGUUCCAUCACGAUCGAGAUGACAGUCUCAGGAAUGGACCUGGAGCUGGGUCGACCCGAGGAGGAUAUCGUUCUUCGCGAUAUGAGCCCUGGGCUUUUGGAAAUUCAGUCAAUCGGGGAGGUAGAGGCGGACAUGCGAGGUGA
Kockovaella imperatae is the source of this 4137-nucleotide messenger RNA. RefSeq lists its product as hypothetical. The transcript has a single exon. The record is from RefSeq and is a predicted model, not a curated record. Gene Ontology annotation, molecular function: protein binding. The coding region runs from base 1 to 4137 and encodes 1378 amino acids. Lineage: Eukaryota; Fungi; Basidiomycota; Tremellomycetes; Tremellales; Cuniculitremaceae.